AUGCAAUCCGCCGUGACGCAACCCCAUCACUCCUCCACCCACCACAGUGCGGGCCUCCACCAUCUGCAACAGCAGCACCAGCAGUCGCAGCAGCAACAACAACAACAGCAGCAACAACAGCAACAAUCACAUCACCAGCAUUCGCAGCACACCAAUGCCGCCAGUAUACAGAAUAUAAUCCAUCCUUCACAGCAUGCGUCUUCACAGGGUUCUGCCGAAGGCCAGGCCGCCGCUCAGCAGGCCACCCGGGCGGAGUCCCGCACCACCAAAGGGAAAUACUCCCUGGAAGAUUUCGCCAUCCAGCGUACACUAGGUACGGGCAGUUUUGGUCGCGUGCACCUGGUGCAAUCAAAACAUAACCACCGGUUUUAUGCGAUCAAGGUGUUGAAGAAGGCGCAGGUGGUCAAGAUGAAGCAGGUCGAGCACACAAACGAUGAGCGGCGGAUGCUCAAUCGCGUCCGGCAUCCGUUCUUGAUCACCUUGUGGGGUACCUGGCAGGACUCCAAGAAUCUCUACAUGGUGAUGGACUUUGUGGAGGGGGGUGAAUUGUUCAGUCUGCUGCGCAAAUCCCAGCGGUUCCCCAACCCGGUCGCCAAAUUCUAUGCCGCCGAAGUCACUCUGGCGUUGGAGUACCUCCACUCCCAGCAAAUUAUCUAUCGCGAUCUGAAACCGGAGAAUCUGCUCCUCGACCGACAUGGCCACCUGAAGAUCACCGACUUUGGCUUUGCGAAGGAGGUGCCCGACAUUACCUGGACUCUGUGCGGAACGCCUGAUUAUCUCGCCCCGGAAGUGGUGUCGUCUAAAGGAUAUAAUAAAUCAGUCGAUUGGUGGUCACUGGGUAUCUUGAUUUUCGAGAUGCUGUGCGGUUUCACGCCCUUUUGGGAUAGUGGCUCGCCGGUCAAGAUCUACGAGAACAUUCUCCGAGGUCGCGUCAAAUAUCCGCCAUACCUUCAUCCAGAUGCCGUGGACCUUCUCUCGCAGCUGAUCACCGCAGACCUGACCAAGCGACUGGGUAAUCUGCAUGGUGGAUCCGAGGAUGUCAAGAACCAUCCUUGGUUCGCUGAGGUGACCUGGGAUCGUCUGGCAAGAAAGGACAUCGAUGCCCCCUAUGUGCCCCCCAUUCGCGGUGGCCAGGGUGAUGCCAGCCAGUACGAUCGCUAUCCCGAGGAAACCGAACAAUACGGCCAGGAGGGUGAAGACCAACACGGUCAUAUGUUCCCCGACUUUUAA
Messenger RNA from Aspergillus clavatus NRRL 1, 1230 nucleotides. RefSeq names its product cAMP-dependent protein kinase catalytic subunit pkaC (gene pkaC). Gene Ontology annotation, molecular function: cAMP-dependent protein kinase activity; ATP binding. Gene Ontology annotation, cellular component: cAMP-dependent protein kinase complex; nucleus. The record is from RefSeq and is a predicted model, not a curated record. The transcript is spliced from 4 exons. Gene Ontology annotation, biological process: peptidyl-serine phosphorylation. Lineage: Eukaryota; Fungi; Ascomycota; Eurotiomycetes; Eurotiales; Aspergillaceae. The coding region runs from base 1 to 1230 and encodes 409 amino acids.